CUUCUAAUGAUAAAAACAAAAAAACGUGGAUAUAUAUUAUUAUUUCAUGUCACGACCAGAGUGUAAAAGACAGCGGUUUGAACCACCUGGGCUACGGCCUAGGGAGGAAGGGGUCAAGGGGUGGCCAUGUUCGCUCUAACUUCCCUACACUACACCUUUUCCAAGUCAAAAUUAUUACCUAAUCGUUAAUUCUUUGCUUUAUAGCCAAAAAUACUUCACUGCAAAAUUUUCAGUACAUUUUCAUGUUUCAUGAUCAUGUGGAGACUCACUGUACUUCUCUGCAUGCUUAGCUUGCUCAGCAACAGAAUAAUUGAAGCAACGAAAAAUCCAGUUAACGUCACCUGCUUUGGAACUUCUACUUUCACACCAAACAGCACCUACAAAGCCAGUCUUGAUCUUGUCUUUUCUUCUCUACUCUCUAAUAUCACAAGCAAAAACUAUUUUUACAAAUAUAGCGCUGGCCACAGUUCCAACGAUGUUGUUUAUGGCAGCUUUUUGUGCAGAGGAGACCUCACGACCGGAAAGUGCAAAGCUUGUGUAGAUAAUGCUACUCAAGAUAUGACUCGUAUUUGCUCAAGUCAUAAAGAAUCCAUAAUUUGGUAUGACCAGUGUAUGGUGCGAUAUUCCAACAAGAAUUUCUUCAACAGAAUGGAGCUGGAGCCUCAUGUUAUUGGGACAAAUGCGGAGAACACCCAAGAACCAAAUUUUAUAGUAAAAUUGCAAGAUAUUAUGAAUCAUCUUGUGUCUGCGAUGGUAAGGCACUAUCAGUCAUCGGCUAAGAAGUUUGCGACGAAGAUGGUGAAAUAUAAACCUUUUCCAAUCUACAGCUUAGCAGAUUGCACACCAGAUAUCUCUGCGGUUGAUUGUUCCAUCUGUUUGAAAAAAGCUAUUUCAUAUCUUCCGAAUUGCUGCAGUGAGAAAAUUGGCGGCAGGAUCUUACUUCCCAGUUGUUCAAUUAGAUACGAGAAUUACCCUUUCUACAGAAGCCAAGAAGGUGGCCAUGGUCAUCAUGCUGUUUGGUUGAGAGUAACGGCUGCUGUUGUUUGUUCAGUAUUUAACAUGGUGGUUUUCUCUAUAGUCUUCUGUUUCUUUCGAAGGAAAAGACUGAAGAAACGUAGCAGUAGAAUAGAUGAAUUACUUGAUCGAAGUAAAUUUUCAAAUAUAGAAUCCUUGCAGUUUAGUUUGAGUACAGUUAAAGCUGCAACAAAUAACUUCUCUCCUGAUAACAAGCUAGGUGAAGGGGGAUUUGGUGCUGUAUAUAAGGGUACGCUUCCAAAUGGACAGGAAAUAGCAGCUAAGAGGCUAUCCAAAUGCUCUGGCCAAGGUGCAGAAGAAUUCAAAAACGAAAUUGAAUCAGUAACCAAGCUUCAACAUAGAAAUCUGGUAAGACUGUUAGGACUCUGCUUUGAAGGAGAAGAAAAGAUACUUGUCUAUGAGUUUGUGCCUAACAGAAGCCUUGACUACAUUUUGUUUGAUGCUGGAAAGAAAGAUCAAUUGGAUUGGUCAAGACGAUACAAGAUUAUUGUAGGAAUUGCUCGAGGCCUUCUAUACUUGCACGAAGAUUCUCGUCUUAGAAUAAUACAUCGCGAUCUCAAAGCCAGUAAUGUGUUGUUGGAUGGUGAUAUGAAUCCAAGAAUUUCAGAUUUUGGAACUGCAAGAAUUUUUGGUGUAGAUCAAAUUGAAGGAAGUACAAAAAGAAUUGUAGGAACAUAUGGAUAUAUGUCUCCAGAAUAUGUAACAUUCGGAAACUUCUCAGUCAAGUCCGAUGUUUUCAGUUUCGGUGUCCUGGUUUUAGAGAUCAUAAGCAGCAAAAGAAACAGCAGCUCUAAAAUAGAAUGUGGUCGAGGUCUUCUGGACACGGCAUGGAGACAGUGGAGUCAAGGAACACCUGUAGAAUUAAUGGAUCCAGCUCUAAAAGAAUCAUGUUCUGUAAAUGAAGUGAUUAGGGGUGUUCAUAUUGGGCUGUUAUGUGUUCAAGAGGAUAUGGAAGAUCGACCUACUAUGGCAAGAGUUGUUGCUAUGCUUACUAGUGAUACUACGAGUCUACCAAUGCCUCAGCAACCUGCAUUCACCAAUUCUAGCGGGAUACAAUCUCAUGCUUCAUGUUCUACAAGCUCAAAUCAAUUGUAAUCUGCUAGCUACUAAUUAAAUCAGAAUACUAUUUGUUUGACUGAAUUGUAUCGUAUACAUAGAGAUUACACGUGGCUGUAACACUAUUGAUAUCAUUCUGUAUAAAAUGUGAAGGUUGUAGGAUAAUUUGAGACUAUAGAA
Jatropha curcas is the source of this 2271-nucleotide messenger RNA. RefSeq names its product cysteine-rich receptor-like protein kinase 25. Lineage: Eukaryota; Viridiplantae; Streptophyta; Magnoliopsida; Malpighiales; Euphorbiaceae. The record is from RefSeq and is a predicted model, not a curated record. Gene Ontology annotation, cellular component: plasma membrane. Gene Ontology annotation, biological process: defense response to bacterium; protein phosphorylation. Gene Ontology annotation, molecular function: ATP binding; protein serine/threonine kinase activity.